This is a messenger RNA of Pipistrellus kuhlii (Kuhl's pipistrelle), 2851 nucleotides long. RefSeq names its product Kruppel like factor 10 (gene KLF10). The record is from RefSeq and is a predicted model, not a curated record. Gene Ontology annotation, molecular function: DNA-binding transcription factor activity, RNA polymerase II-specific; RNA polymerase II cis-regulatory region sequence-specific DNA binding. Bases 101 to 1549 code for a protein of 482 amino acids. The transcript is spliced from 4 exons. Gene Ontology annotation, biological process: regulation of transcription by RNA polymerase II. Lineage: Eukaryota; Metazoa; Chordata; Mammalia; Chiroptera; Vespertilionidae.
CGAGUGUCUCCGCGCGCCCGUCUGGACCGGCAGCCCCGCAGCCCCGCAGCCAGUCAGCGUGCCGCCCGCCCGCCCGCCCGCGGCCUGCAGGCAGCCAACCAUGCUCAACUUCGCCGGCGCUUCCCUCCAGCAGGCUGCGGAGGAAAGAAUGGAAAUGAUUUCUGAAAGAUCAAAAGAGAGUAUGUAUUCCUGGAACAAAACUGCAGAGAAAAGUGAUUUUGAAGCUGUAGAAGCGCUUAUGUCAAUGAGCUGCAGUUGGAAGACUGAUUUUAAGAAAUACAUUGAAAACAGACCUGUUACUCCCGUGUCUGACAUGUCGGAGGAAGAGAAUUUGCUUCCUAGUACACCUGAUUUUCAUACGAUCCCAGCCUUUUGUUUGACGCCACCUUACAGUCCCUCUGACUUUGAACCCUCUCAAGUGUCCAAUCUGAUUGCACCAGCGCCACCUACCGGACACUUCAAAUCGUUCUCGGAUGCUUCCAAGCCUCACCUCGCCGCCCCUUUCAAGGAGGAAGAGAAAGUCCCGGCUCCCGUCCCCAAGUUCCCCAAGGCUCAGGCAACCAGUGUGAUCCGGCACACGGCCGAUGCCCAGCUGUGCACCCGCCAGUCCUGCCCGGUGAAAGCGGCCGGCGGCCUGCACGGCCAGGACAGCUCUUUCCGAAGGAGAGCCCACCUCGGCGUGGAGGCUGCCCGCAAAGGCGUCCCCUGUGCAGCCGUGUCCCCAAGCAGCUCGCCGUGCGAGAGGAGCCCCGGAGCGGAUGCCGAUGAGAAAGCGGGCGCCGCCCCUUAUGACUUCCCUGCGCCUCCUUCAGAGACGGUCAUCUGCCGGUCUCAGCCGGCUUCCCUGUCCCCCCAGCAGAAGUCCGUGCUGGUGUCCCCGCCCGCCGCCGUCUCCGCAGGGGGAGUGCCACCCGUGCCCGUCAUCUGCCAGAUGGUGCCCCUCCCUGCCAACAGCCCCGUCGUGACCACCGUGGUCCCCAGCACGCCGCCCAGCCAGCCGCCCGCCGUCUGCCCGCCUCUCGUGUUCAUGGGCCCGCAGGUGCCCAAGGGCGCGGUCAUGUUUGUGGUGCCGCAGCCCGUGGUCCCGAACCCGAAGCCCCCCGUGGUGAGCCCCAACGGCACCAGACUCUCCCCCAUCGCCCCCGCUCCAGGGUUCUCCCCUUCGGCCGCCAAAGUCGCUCCUCAGAUGGACUCGUCCAGAAUCAGAAGUCACAUCUGCGGCCAUCCCGGCUGUGGCAAGACGUACUUCAAAAGCUCUCACCUGAAGGCCCACAUGAGAACGCACACAGGAGAGAAGCCUUUUAGCUGCAGCUGGAAAGGCUGCGAGAGGAGGUUUGCCCGCUCUGAUGAACUGUCCAGGCACCGGCGAACCCACACCGGUGAGAAGAAAUUCGCCUGUCCCAUGUGCGAGCGGCGGUUCAUGAGGAGCGACCAUCUGACCAAGCAUGCCCGGCGCCACCUGUCCGCCAAGAAGCUCCCAAACUGGCAGAUGGAAGUGAGCAAGCUGAACGACAUUGCCCUACCUCCAGCCGCUGCUCCCGCCCAGUGACACCCAGAAGGUGAAGAGUAAGAACUCGCUUUGGUCACAGCAGGGAGCCCAGCGGUGAUGCGGGAAUGCUUCCAUGCCAGUCUGUGGCCCUCCGGAGGCGCUGGAGCAGAGGCCCACCCAGACGGGGUUCCAUGACAGGAAGCGCUGUGGUCACAGGCCCGCCAGAGCGCCAGGAUUCAUUUCUUAUCACCUAAGAGACAUGGGGAAGCUUUUACUCCUCUCCAUAGUCUUCGAAGGUUUCCGAUGAGGUCAGCACAGGCAGCACAAACUUCGAAUUUGUGUGCACAACCUGUUACUUUACUUUUGCCGUUUGUACUUGAGACCAAUGUUGCAAUGUGAUCCUCCCAGAGCACUGGUCUCAAGAGUGAGAGAGGCUGGAAAUCAACGCUACGGUACAGAGAUGGAGAUAUAAAGUCCGUUUUUAUUAUUAUAAAUAUUGUCACCUUUUCCUAGAGUUAUCUUGUUUACUAUUCCUCGUCUUUCCAGUCAACUUGGUGGGUGUAGUUGCUAAAUAGACCUUGCCAUUUUUACAUUAUUGCUGACAUUUGGAAUUGAUUAGCUGUAUAUUGCUAAAGAGGGCCCAACAUUUGGAAUCCUCAAAUAAUACAACUUUUUUUUUUUUUUCAUUUUUGUUUUGAAAGUUUUAAGAAAUGAUUAGGCAUUUUAUUAUGCUUUGAACUUUAGUUUGCCUGCAGUUUCUUGUGUAGAGUUAAGAAUUGUAUAUCUAUGUGUUUUCCUAGAGACUAAGAUACACUGCACUUUGUUUUAGGAAAAAAAAUUCAAAGAUGAAAAUAUAUAUUGUAAGGAAGGGAUAUCGAGAAUUUCAGAUAACUCCUUGAAAAAGAUGGCUUAUGUCAUCAGUAAAGUAUGUUAUGAGGACAUAACGUGUGCUUUAUUGAAUUAUAUAGAACGUUAAUGACCAUUAUUCACAAAUGGACAGAUACUGUCCUAUUAAUUUAUAGGUGGUUUAUGUGGGGAUGUGGAACUAGACGUGUAGAAAAAUCACUAGAACAUUCACUCUUGUUAACAGUAUUCCUGUUAUAUCCUGUCGUGUCGUGGGUGACAUACACAGUGGUAAAACAAAAACAAAUUGUUUAAAAUAUAUAGUGAAAAAUGUCCCUAUACCUACCCAUUUAACAUUUUUCUCGAUAUCGGGUCGAGAUUUCUGACAUCGUAAUGACCCUUGGAAAAGUUUUCUUUGAAUAAAUAAAAAAAAAAAAAUCCUUGUGAUUUACAGUUUGCACAAUAUUUCUUUUGUUGUACUUUAUAUCUUGUUUACAAUAAAGAAUUUCCUUUGGUAUA